This is a messenger RNA of Dibothriocephalus latus, 1137 nucleotides long. The record is from the annotation of a GenBank genome assembly. Lineage: Eukaryota; Metazoa; Platyhelminthes; Cestoda; Diphyllobothriidea; Diphyllobothriidae.
AUGCGCUUGAAGGACUAUGUGGUCUGUGGACUUAUACUUCUUGCGUGUCAAAGCCUUGCUGGUGCCGAAAACAUUCCUGGAAUUUCUGCCUAUGAUGUACUGAAUUAUCCUUCUUUACCAGACUCAGAAAAUCAUGUUCGAAAAAAACGCAGCACAUCUGAGCAGAGUCCUACGAAAUUUGACGAGCCAACUCAUCUCAACUUUUCUGCUUUUGGUCGUUCCUUUAGCCUUGUCCUCUAUAGAGACACAUCCCUCUAUUCACCCAACUUGGACGUCACUGUCGGAGGAAAAAAGUCCACACCUGAUCUAUCUAGUGCAGUCACACAGCAUGCCGUUCGGGGUUUCCUGAGAAACUAUCCGAAAAGUCUCGUCUUCGGCACUUUGGUCAAUGGUAUUUUUCGUGGUACUAUUGCGACCAGAGCCUCACUACUCGUGCAGCCAAUGCAGCCUUCUGACUCUGCUGCUAAAGAAGAAGAUGAUCAAGUAUUCUACGUGGAACCUUCCGGAAAUUUCUUCGGUGAACCGUCUGCCUUUCAUUCUAUAAUAUAUAAGGCGGCCGACGCAGAGGAUGGCCCUGCUCUUUCACGUGGCCGCCGAAGCCCGAAAGGAUCGAAGGAGCCCUGGUUUUGCGGUCUUUCAGAUCCCAGCAUUUCGAAGCGCCUCAAGGAUUCAUCACAGCCAGCCGAAGCCCACCUUCAGGGCCUAUACCAAGCCAAGCCUGGUUCUGGGUGUCGGAACUGCAGGGUGGACGAGGGACCGACCUCCCGGGUCUGUAGUCUCUACCUACAGUCGGACACCUUUUUGUGGAACCAUGUGAUUGGUCUGCCGCACAUUCGCGGCAAUAAGGACCUAGCUGUCAAAGAGAUUGCCUCAAUCUUCACCCAGCAUGUCCAGGGGGCUCAGGCUAUUUACCAGCAUGCCAACUUCACGGAUUCUUCGAACCCUACUCUGAGAGAAGGAAACCACGCAUAUCAGCAUAUUAUUCUGAUACCUAUGACUGUAAAAUGCGUAGAAAUGGAUACCGCAGCUGGAUUCACACGUCCCGAUCCCUACCGUCAGCUGAAUCCUGUGCCCUCUGUUUUUGCAUUUCUGGGCGUGUUCCCGCUUUUCGACUUCCACAAAGACGGACCUCCCUAG